AUGAUAGUGAAGGUGGUGAUGAUGCUGCUGGUGAUAGUGGUGAUGGUGAUGAUGCCUGUGGCCGCCAUGAACCUGCUUUCCGUCUCCGUGGACCAGCCUGUGCUGCGUUAUUUCCUAGACAUGGAGUCAUCUGUGUGCAACCACCACCUGCGCUCAGCGCUGGAGGCCUUCCUGAGGCAGCGCGACCUGGAGGCUGCAUACCGGGCCCUGACGCUGGGAGGCUGGAUGACCCACUACUUCCAGAGCCGGGGCCCGCGGCAGGAGGCUGCCCUCAAGACCCACAUCUAUCGCUACCUCCGCGCCUUCCUGCCCGAGAGCGGCUUUACCAUCCUGCCCUGUACCCGCUACUCCAUGGAGAGGAAUGGAGCCAAGAUCGUGUCCACGCGAGCUUGGAAGAAGAACGAGCAGCUGGAGCUGCUGGUGGGCUGCAUCGCGGAGCUGCGCGAGGCGGACGAGGGGCUGCUCCGGGCCGGCGAGAACGACUUCAGCAUCAUGUACUCCACCCGCAAGCACUGCAAACCCAACUGCAAGCGCCUGCAGCUGGUGGUCAGCCACGGCUCCAUCGACCUGGAUGUCAACAGUGACGGGCCUUGA
Messenger RNA from Myotis davidii, 594 nucleotides. RefSeq names its product lysine (K)-specific methyltransferase 5C (gene KMT5C). The record is from RefSeq and is a predicted model, not a curated record. The transcript is spliced from 7 exons. Gene Ontology annotation, molecular function: histone H4K20 methyltransferase activity. Gene Ontology annotation, cellular component: nucleus. Lineage: Eukaryota; Metazoa; Chordata; Mammalia; Chiroptera; Vespertilionidae. Bases 1 to 594 code for a protein of 197 amino acids.